Molecule: messenger RNA, 381 nt
Organism: Asterias rubens (European starfish)
Lineage: Eukaryota; Metazoa; Echinodermata; Asteroidea; Forcipulatida; Asteriidae
Exons: 1
Coding region: 1-381 (126 amino acids)
Source: RefSeq, a predicted model, not a curated record
AUGGGCAUUGGGACAGCAAGGGACAUCGAUGUACCAAAGGGCAUUGAGGUACCAAAGGGCAUGGAGGUACCAAAGGGCAUGGAGGUACCAAAGGGCAUGGAGGUACCAAAGGCCAUUGAGGCACCAAGGGGCAUUGAGGCACCAAAUGGCACUGAGGCAUAUGCACCAAGGGGCAUUGUGGGCAUUGAGGUACCAAAGGCAAUUGAGGCAUAUGCACCAAGGAGCAUUGAGGCGCCAAAGGGCAUUGAGGUACCAAUGGGCAUUGAUGUACCAAAGGCCAUCGAUGUACCAAAGGACAUUGAGGCACCAAGGGGCAUUGCAAUACCAAUGGGCAUUGAAGUACCAACGGGCAUUGAUGCACCAAGGGCAUUGAGGCACUAA